Messenger RNA from Mytilus californianus (California mussel), 7661 nucleotides. RefSeq names its product transmembrane emp24 domain-containing protein 5-like. Gene Ontology annotation, biological process: endoplasmic reticulum to Golgi vesicle-mediated transport; Golgi organization; intracellular protein transport. The transcript has 4 exons. The record is from RefSeq and is a predicted model, not a curated record. Bases 38 to 718 code for a protein of 226 amino acids. Gene Ontology annotation, cellular component: COPII-coated ER to Golgi transport vesicle; endoplasmic reticulum-Golgi intermediate compartment; endoplasmic reticulum. Lineage: Eukaryota; Metazoa; Mollusca; Bivalvia; Mytilida; Mytilidae.
AACUUCCGGUUUGGUGACAGGUGUCUGAAAAACUAAAAUGAAUAUAGAAAUUCUUCCCAAAAUUUUGUUAUUUUUAUGCCUUGCAGACUUUACAAGAGGCAUGGACAAUGAUUUCACAGUAGAUAUUCCCGCAGGACAUCAAUCGUGUUUUUUUGAAACCAUCAAGACGAGAAAUAUUGAGUUUGAAGUGGAAUAUCAGGUUAUUGAUGGAGGCGACAUGGAUAUAAACUUCUUCCUCCAGGCGCCAGAUGGCAGAGUUUUGUUAACAGAAUCUGGUAAAUCUGAUGCUGCUCACAAGUUCACAGCUGAUGUAGAAGGAGACUACCAGCUGUGCUUUGACAACACAUUCAGUAGAUUUUCCUCAAAGUUGGUUUUCUUUGAAAUACUGUCAGAUGAGAAUGAUGAUGAAAAUGCAACAAAUUGGAAAAAUGCCAAAGAAGAACUUGGAUCUUUAAUUGAUAUGACUGUAGAAGAUUUUCAGAAACUGAUAGACAACGUACAAUCCAAUUUGGACCAGACAGAACUAGCACAGACAAUGUUACGAAACUUUGAAGCCAGAGACAGAAAUGCCCAGGAAAAUAGUUUUAACCGUGUAAAUUUUCUAUCUGCAGUACAAGCCUUUGUCAUGGUUUCCGUGGGUUUAACACAGGUUUUACUCAUAAGAAGUUUAUUUGAAGACAGAAGUAGAUUAUCCAAAGUUAUGAGAGUUAAAACAUAGCUACGAUAGGUCAUUAAUUAGGUUAUUUAAAAAAUUUUCUAUGUUUAAAGGUUGAAGUAUUUUUUUCUAAUUCAUUAACAUUUUUUUAGUACUUGAUGAUUGUUACUGAACUGUUACCCAAUUUCAUACAAGUGGUCAAUACUAAACAUGUUAAUACAUGACUUUUAUUAUCUUGUGUGGUCAUCGAACUCAAGAAUACAAAGGUGGGACUCCAAAAUGUAAAAGUAAAGCUGUUACACUUGUCGGAAAAGUUUUGAUUUAAAAACCAAGGAUUAAAAAAAGAAACAUAUAUAAACUUAACAUUUAUGAUUUAUGCAAGAAAAUUGGUAACAAGAUUUUCUAACUUUUACUAUGAAGAUGGUUUUUUAUUGAGUAUUAUUUCUUUGUGAUAUGAAAGAGUUUGUUUUGUUUUAUUAAUGUUUAGAAAUAGGGAUAUAACUUCCUUCCUUUAACAUUGACAAGAUUGUAGAGUGUGAUUGGCAAGAGGGAUAAUUGUUUUACUGGUUGAAGUUGAGGGGCUUUGUUCCUAUUGAUUUAAUUAAGACAACGUAUAUGGAAAAUGUUAGCUUAUAAUUAACUGAUCAGAUUGAAAGUAUUUUUGACAAUAUGUCAGAUUUUGAAUGUAAAACUAUGGAAACUACUUACUCUACUCAAAAGACCAGACAUGCACAUCUUUUAUCCAAAAUCUUCUACAUUCUGAAUUUAUCCUGGUGUUUUUACAUGUAAUGUGCGCAUGAUUGAACUAUAACCAUGGGGAUGCAUAUUGUGACUCAAAAUUUGUAUUUGUAUUUUUUUAUUUAUGGAUAUUGCUUUCUAUGGUGUUAUGACAAUUUCUUGUUUUUGGGGAUUCUUUGUUUGAAUGUUUUUGUCAAUGUAACUUUAUUGUCUAUUGUUUUUGUGCAGAAUUUGCUUGAUAAAUGAUCAAUGGAAUAUAUAUGCAAAUAUUGAUGUUUAUUUUAUCAUAAUUUUGACUCAACACUAUUGUCAGGGCUAAGCUAUUGCAUGGUGUACAAUCAAUGUUUGAAUUCGCUUUUGUUCCAUUGCAAUAUAAUAAAACAUACUGUGAUGGUAUCUGUCCUUUUCCUCUCACAAAGGCAGCUGUAAUGAUUUCUUAGGAAUCUUAAUAAAUUUCAGAUGGAUUCACACAAAGAAUUUUCGUUUUUAUUGAUCAAUAAGAAAUUUUUUCUUUAAAUAACAUGGUAAAUUUUUUUAUAGAAAAUAAGACAAAAUUGAGAUGAUUUUCCUGUGUGCAGGUACACAUAUAUAUGUAGAUAAUGAUUUUUUUUUAUGUAAAACUCAAAUACACUUUCAGUUUAUUAUUUGGAAAUUCUUCUUAUAAUUCAAGUAUGUUUUUCAUUCAGUUUAACACCAUUUCUUCCCAUUGAUCUCAAUAUAAAAAAUCCAGAGACUUUUUUUAUCCUCUGAAAGUUCUUAAUUCUUCAAAUCAAGCACUCAGAAUUAUAUUUAUAUUUUCAUACGUUCUAUGUUUAAUACAUUUUCUAUUGAAAUAUUUAUUAAAAUGUUUGAAUUUUAUCAGCAAGCAUCCUAUCUGAUUUUAGUUCCAAAGUCGUGUGCUUUUGUCAUGGAUUACAUGUAUAUUCAAGGUAAUAGAGUCGUCAACUCUCUUUUUCUUGAAACCAACAGGGCAGUGAUAAAAUUUUGAGUCAACCAAAUUUACAAGGUAUAGAAAUAUUUGCAAUAGAAUUAUCAUAGGUAUCAGCCUGUUUUAAACAUUAAACAGCAAUCAGUUUUAUUAUGUCUCUUAUAAAAUCUAAUGUAAAAUGGAGAAUUUGCAGGAAUACUAAUGAACAAAAAAAUCAGUAUGAUUAAAAAAAAAUGUCCCAUAUAUGAAUAAUGUGUGAAAUGUAUAUUUUGAUUUUAGUUUUUUGUAAUGUAACUUUUAUAUAUAUUGUGCGAACAUUUUCUUCUGAUUCUAUAGAACAAAGUUUGAGUGUCAUAUUUUCAUGAGCAGUUCGAUCAUUCUUGUUUGAACAAAUUCUGUUUUACCUAGGUUUUUUUUGGGUAUAUUUAUGUAUAAAAACAGCAGUAAGAGAGAAUUUUUCCAAUUUUUUUUUUCUCAGAUGUUUUUACCUUUUAGUACUGUUCACCAUUUUGGUUUUCAGAAAAGAGACAUUGAUAAUUAAAAACACUAUAUAUGCAAUUAUUGUAUUUCUUUAAUGUUAAAAGUACAUGAAGUGGAAAAGGUUUAAAAGAUAAAAAAUUCUAUACAACAGAAAGUAAACCAAGCUUUGACAAAUCCUUGUAAACCAAGAAUGAACACAUGACAAUUGAACCAAUGAUAUACAGUGCUAAUAAUGUUUAUUUAUAUUCGAGGUCAAAAAUGUACCAGUAUUUAAAUUUAAAAGACCAAAAACAUGUGAUACAGUUAUGUUUUUAAUUGUCAGGAUUAUUUUGAAAAAAAGUUAUGGUUAUUGUUAAAGUGUGAAUCUAUUGGUAUGUUAUUGUUGUGAUUUCAAUACAUAAAUUUUUUUCUUGCUUGGGCAAAAUUCCUGAUUAACAAUAAGUUGGCACCUCACAUUGACACUGCUGCAUUCUACAAACCAUUCACACAUUUUACAUGGUUGCAAAAAUUAACCCAUGCAUGAAAAUUUCCAUGUUUAUGGUAUUUCGAAUAUCAUAUAUGAAAAGUCAUAGAUGAUUUUUUAGCAAGUUAGGUGUCAUAUUAUAGUAGAUUUCAAAUUUCUUGUUUUCAAUUACUUUGUAUAGAAGCAUAAGUUUUGAAACAGAAUAUUUUUAAAUGUGAUAAUUUUUUUAUUUUUCAUUUUAAUACUGAAGAAAAAAUGUAUUAAUGAUUGUUUAUGAAUUACUUGGUAACUUUUAAAAAUGAAAACGGGUAGUAAAAUGUAGUUUCUUAUAAUCAAAAAUCCCUUUACUGUAAAUUCAGAAAUUAUUGCGAGGUUUUUAUUAAUUCAAAUAAUGCAACUCCUUGAGCAUGUUGAGUAAUGCAAUGAUUAGAACUCUCUUUCUGGUAUCUGAUACUUAUAUCUGUAUGUAGAUUUUCUGAAAAUCGCAAUAAUGAAAAUAACAUUUUUGUUCAUUCUUCAAAAAUUGCAAUAAUAAAUGCACACAAAAAUAUUUGAAUAUACAGUAUUUUGUUCUGGAAAAAAAACAAAAAAUUAAAAAUUUGAAAUGUGCAUACCAAAAUUACUAUUUCAUGCAUACAGAAUAACUUUGAACAAAUUUUAUUUUUCUGAAAUCUCAUAAUUCAACUGACAACAAAUAGAUAAAGUCAACUUAUGCUUUUUUUUUAGUGAACCAGUUUGAACAAACCUGCAUGGGACCUUUGUGUUAAAAACAUGUAUUAAGCCUACAAAUGAUAAAUUACUGAAAAUACUCACAGUAUGUCUGUAUACAAGUGGUAUGCUUACAGUCGAAAUGCAAUAUUCCAUUAAAGCAGGUUUUUACUUUGUUUUAACAAGUUAAUGCAAGGACUUAACAUUACUCAUAUCAAUAUGACUUAUACCUGUUCUUUACAUACCUUGGCCUGGCAAACUGUCUCACACUCCUAAUUGAAAAUAUUGAUUCCGGAAGAAGAACCAGUUAUAUAUUUCCAAUUUUAGAUAUUCAGCAUGUUUUAAGUUUUUUUUUUUAAAUUUGACUGUCAAAAGGGGAGAAUGUCAUAUCUCUAAAAAAGGACAUUGGUAGAAUGUUUUUCUUAUACCUUAAGAAGAAAAAUAGGCAUAUUUAAAAAUUGUUUUUUGUGACUGCAAAACAUUUUGGUUUUGUUUGUAUACAUCAUCAGGCAAAGUUUUUCAUUUAGAUUUUAAUCAGUGAAAAGCUUAAACUGCAUCUUCAUAUGGCUUUUGAAAAAUAAAUAAACUUUUGAGAAAGAUAAAGAUAUGACUGCUGUAAUGAUAGCCAACAAAAGGGUGUGAAAUAGAUUAAAAAGUUUUGAAAUAUAUUUCAAAUUUACCGAAAUAUGCAAUAUAUAUAAAUAAAAAGUUCAUAUUUUAAAUGUUCUUUUGAAAAAACCUAUCUCCAGGUUUUUAAAAUUGGUUUAAUUGAUAUUGGUGAAAAAGUUUUCUUAUAUAAGAUAUUUUUGAAUGAAUAACUGAUUUAUUAUUUUUUUUUUUAUAAUUGCUUUACGUUUUAGGUGCUUAUUGAUAGAGAAAUCCAGACCCAUCAAUAUAUUUACUAUGCAAAAGUGAAAUGUAAUGUACAAAAUUAUUCUCACAUGUUGUUUGUUCUAGUCGUAUUGUACGAAAUGUUAACUAGCGCGUUUGAUUUGUACAAAAAUAUGUCGAAAAAUUGCAUCAUAAUGCAAAUUUUUCUUUUUUGUGCUGUUGAUAUAACUGAAUGAAACUAUGAAAGUUGGUUUUAUUAUAUUAUUUUUUUACCCUUGAGACCUGGGUGUCAGACCUAUAUUAUUUUUUUCAAUUUUGUGCAUAAUCAUCCAUAUUAUGUUUGAAUAAGAAAUGUAUUUAUAUAUAUAUAUAUAUUUAUCAUAUAAUUAGUAGUAAAUACAGUAGUUUUGAAUAUUUGAUAAAUAGCCUUCUGUUCAAUCCAUAUCGCUCAACUUUGAUGCGCAAACCUUUAUUACACCCCUUUAUGGCAUGUCUACCCUUUAUCACACCCCUACUCGGAUUUCUCAUCUAUGUAGUGAUUCCGACUAAAUUCACAUGAAGUCCAUGUUUCAAUUUAUGCAAGCUUCUCAUCCUUUCUGUAUCUCUUUCAAAUAAAAUACCGAAGAUUAAAUAGUAAAAUAUUUUUCUUCAAUGGGUCCCAAAUGAAACAAUCAUUAGAGCGUGACGUCAUUGUUUGGCAUGUGACGUCACAGACAUUGAGCUUUCAUAUUUUCUGGCACACGAAAUGCAACCAUAAAAAACUACCAACAGCGAGAUAGUUAAACUUUAAAUUUUGAUAUUUCAAAAGGGCACAUUUUACUCACCAGACAGUCAAAGUAGUCUCUUGUUUAUAUAUAUUACAGUAUACUUGUUAUUAAAUUGUUGGUUUAUUGUUACUAUUUUUUUUAUUAGUAGGUUUUAUUCAGAAUGAACAUUACUAAAGGAGGAUUAAAAGUAAUCAAUGAAAUACCAUACAAAACACAAACAAACAAGGAAAAAAUACUAUAAACAAAAUAUUUCUAUAGACAACAGGAUGCAAAUUGUUAGGUAACCCUGGUGCUUCGGAUGAAUAAUUAAGCAGUUCCUAUAUUUGAUAAAACUUUUAAACAAGGCAAAAAUAAAUCUGAAGGUAACCCAGGUGCUUUGGAUCAGUAAGCAGUUCCUAUAUACUUUCCUGUUUAAAUAUAUGAUAACGUGUAUAAUACAUGACAAUAAAGGCCCUUGGGCUGAUAUUGGUAUCUCAGGAUGAUAUAGCAUGUGAUACGGAUUUUGCCAUGUAUUAUUCUAUAUAUAUAUAUAUAUAUAGAGUGUUGUUUGUGCUGUAUUUAGACCCCUCUACCAAGAAAUUUGUUUUGCAUGCACACAUAUAAAACUUACGGUUUUUAUCCAACGCAAAUAUAUAUAUAUAUAUUCAUAAAAUAAAUAGUAAAGUAAGUAAACAAGUUAACAGUUCCAGUUCAAUCGAUUUCAUCCUUCCAUUUGGACUCUUUAGGAUAACUGAUUUAGCGUCGUUAUGACCGAUGUCGUUAAGGAGGCUUGUUCAUAAUUAAAAAAGAUCUCGGAAGAAAUCUUGAUCGGAACGUUGUUAUGAAAUAACAUUCCAUCUCCUUUCGAUAGGCUUCAUCCCGUCUACAUUUAAAAAUAGGCAUUAUUUGAAAUUGUUUUUUACCACAAGUGUCAAGGUGGGCACUUAUUGGCGAGUUUCUGUAUUGUGGGUGUUUUAUUUGUUCUUUAUGAACGCGCACCCGUUCACAGAGGCUAUUCCCGGUCUGUCUAAUAUAAUGUUCGUGACAACCUGGACACAUGACACAGUAAAUAAGUUUUGUUGUCUUACAAGUCAUAUAUGCGUUCACAUGAAAUUUUCUUCCAUAAUUUUCUCCUUAACGACGCUAAAUCAGUUAUCCUGAAGAGUCCCAAUGGAAGGAUGAAAUGGAUUGAACUAGAGCUGUUAACUUGUUUACUUAUUUUACUAUUUAUUUUAUGAAUAUAUAUUUCUGCACAUGUGAAAAUUAUUUUAUAUAUAUAUAUAUAUACAUACAUGUGUGUGUGAAUAGAACUAACCCAACUGUAAAGUAUUGGUAUUUUGAAAUUAACAAAAUUAUUUACACAGAUAAAGAUUUCUCAUUGUUUUACUCAUUCCUGAAAUAUUUUUUUAGAAAGUGAUCUUUUUUUUUAAACGCAGUAUGAUGUUGUGUAUAAUCUUAAAAAAAAAAACGUUCAUAAAUAAGAAAAUCUUAAAAACGUUUGUUGUACUAUUAUUAAUUAUAAAAUUGUGUUAACUUAUGAAUCUGUAAAUUGCCAAAAUUAAAAACCCAUCAAGAGAAAUGAUUUCAAACAGAAUUUUCAAUGAAAGAAAAACAUAUCAUAUUCUUUUGAAUCUGUUAAGUGCCAAAAUUAGAAACUUUCAAUCAAGAGUAAUGAUUUCAAACGGAAUUUUCAAUGAAGGAAAUAUAUAUUAUAUUAAAGAUUUUUUUUACUUUUAUGAACAUAUUUCUCGGCAUAUCAAGUUAUUUUAAAUGUUUUUAACAUACAUUUUUGUAGCAAGGCAUCAAUGAAAUUGUAAUUAUUUGAAAUAUAAAAGCAAAGUUGAAUCUUGAAUGAUCUCAGAUCAAGGGAAGUUAAUUACGUGAUAGUUGGAAGAAAAAUAUUUUUAAUUGAGAUUUGAGAGAAUGUGUCAUGUGUUAUGCUCCAAUUUAUAAUAAGUGAGUGAGUGAAGAUUAUUAACCCAUGUUAUUCAUUUAAAAUCAUUCAAUACACACACAUUGUUAAUUCUUACAAAAUUAGUUUUGUUAUGUUUUGUCCCAGUUAUUGAUUGAUGAAUGCACUUUGCUAAUACAAUAAAAUAUUUAUUUUGUAAA